This is a messenger RNA of Malania oleifera, 1572 nucleotides long. Its product is annotated as alpha-amylase-like. Bases 223 to 1518 code for a protein of 431 amino acids. The transcript has 6 exons. Gene Ontology annotation, biological process: carbohydrate metabolic process. NCBI's taxonomy places the organism in Eukaryota, Viridiplantae, Streptophyta, Magnoliopsida, Santalales, Ximeniaceae. Gene Ontology annotation, molecular function: calcium ion binding; alpha-amylase activity. The record is from RefSeq and is a predicted model, not a curated record.
UCUCUCUCUCUCUCUCUCUCUCUCUCUCAGCCAUGGCCGCUUUGCAGCACUUGGAGUCUCUGUGCAAUGCGCACCCUGAGUUUGCCGAAUGACAUAAUUACUACACUGCUAGAUCUGUACUAGAGAAAGUUCUAGCACCAACUCACUCUCAAGUUCGAGCAGUUAGUAGCCCCUGGCGGUGUUCCAGCUUGUUCCCUGGUUAGUGUGGGCUUAUUUAGCUUGAUGAAGUGGCCUUGCUCGUUUGGUGGAGCUCUACUUACAGGAGACAUGGGUAGCAUCACUACAAUUACGAGUGUUUUACUCUUCCUUUGUCUCGUACCCAACUUCACUGAGCCUCAAGUGUUAUUUCAGGGUUUCAAUUGGGAAUCUUCAAAAAAAGAAGGAUGGUAUAACAUUCUCAAGAACUCUGUAUCUGAUAUUGCUGCAGCCGGAAUUACCCAUGUUUGGCUUCCCCCUCCUUCUCAAUCUGUCUCUCUUGAAGGUUACUUGCCGGGAAAGUUAUAUGACCUUGACUCAUCAAAAUAUGGGAGUCAAGAUGACUUAAAAGCACUAAUAGGUGCCUUUAAUGAUAAGGGUAUCAAAUCCGUAGCAGACAUAGUUAUAAACCACAGAACUGCUGCUAGCAAAGAUGGGAGAGGAAUAUGGUGCAUCUUUGAAGGAGGAACCUCUGAUAGUCGCCUUGAUUGGGGUCCCCAUAUGAUAUGCAAGGAUGACACCGAAUAUUCUGAUGGCACUGGAAAUCUUGACACUGGAGAAGGUUAUUCGCCAGCACCUGAUAUCGACCAUGUAAACACACAAGUUCAACAAGAGCUAUCAGAUUGGAUGAAUUGGUUGAAGACGGAAAUUGGAUUCAGUGGAUGGAGAUUUGAUUUUGUCAAGGGAUAUGCCCCACAAUACACAAAGUUGUAUGUGCAAAACACAAGCCCGGAUUUUGUUGUAGGAGAAUUUUGGAGUGGGAAUCGUGACGACAUUAAUGGAUGGUUGAAUGGGGCUGGAGGUGGUGUUAUAUCAGCAUUUGAUUUUGCAACAAAAGGGAUACUCCAAAAUGCUGUCCAAGGAAACCUAGGGCAAUUGAAAGACUCAAAUGGAGCACCUUCAGGCCUGAUCGGUAUAUCACCAGCAAAUGCUGUCACUUUCAUAGAUAAUCAUGACACAGGUUCGACGCAAAACUUGUGGCCAUUUCCAUCAGAUAAAGUCAUUCAAGGUUAUGCUUACAUUCUCACCCAUCCAGGAACUCCAUCUGUGUUUUACGAUCAUUUUGUGGAUUGGGGUUUGAAGGACGAAAUUUCAAAACUCAUAGCAGUGAGAACAAGGAACGGGAUCAAACCUACCAGUACCGUGAAUAUUCUUGCUGCAGAUUCAGAUGUUUAUGUAGCGAGUAUAGAUGAUAAAGUAAUUACCAAGAUUGGACCCAGAACUGAUGUGGGCAGCUUUGUUCCUUCAGGCUUCCAAGUUGCUGCUUCUGGUAUGAAUUACAUUGUAUGGGAGAAAGGAGCACGCUUGACACAAUAUGACUGAAAUAAAUAGAUACACGUGCUAUUUCAAAUAAAAGGAAUGCAAAGUAAUUAAUAA